Quercus robur (English oak) is the source of this 1868-nucleotide messenger RNA. RefSeq names its product ethylene-responsive transcription factor ERF061. Gene Ontology annotation, molecular function: DNA binding; DNA-binding transcription factor activity. The coding region runs from base 549 to 1520 and encodes 323 amino acids. The record is from RefSeq and is a predicted model, not a curated record. The transcript has a single exon. Gene Ontology annotation, biological process: regulation of DNA-templated transcription. Lineage: Eukaryota; Viridiplantae; Streptophyta; Magnoliopsida; Fagales; Fagaceae.
AAUUUGUUUACGGUUGUGUUUACAAACUUGGAUUUGGAUUUGGAAUUUAAAUUAAAAAAAUUUGUUAAACUCUGCACUCUGCAGCUAUAAAUACCACCAAAGCUGCAGACCAAACUUAGUCUCAGCAUAGUAAUUCAAAAUCAUUCUUUUCAAUACCAAGAAAAAAAAAAUCUCCUCCAUUUCCUAUUCCCUGAGUACCUCAGCUUUCCUCCAUGAUUAACUCUGUUCCUCCAAUAACUUUCCCUCUCAUGAUCUCUGUUCUCAAAGGUUAUUAACCCAAAAAAUUUCUUCUUCUGUGAACAACCCAAUAUCUCUUUUGAGUUUUUCACAAAUCCACAUAAUUCCUUUGCUUAAACUUUCAUAUCUUCUCUGUUUUCCUUUGCCCAUAACCUCUGGUUACCAAUUUUCAUCAUAUCUAGGGGAAAAAAGGACCAAUUUUUAGUGUCCUUGUUUCCUACACGUUGUUGUCCAACUUUUUUUUUUUUUUUUUUUUUCCUUUCUAUACUCCACUUUUCCUUGAAAACAAAGCUUUAAAUUUUGCCAUAACCAUGGAUACAAACCAAGACCAAAACAUUCCUCUUACAAACACUGAUGGUGCUGAUAUCCGAUCCUCGUUAUCUCAACUCAUAUUAACAGGCGGCACUAGCACUUUGGAUUCAAUAUUCUCUCAUUGCAGCCCAUCAAACGCUAUCACUAACCCUGUUUUUGAGCCUCUGGGUUCCUCUGUUUAUCUCCACCAGAGAGAUCUUCUACAAAAACUCUGGCAAGAAAACCGACCAAGCAGUUUGCUUAAUCAUACUUCUUUGAAUAUCCCACUUCAGAGCUCUGUAUGCACAAGCAGUUACAAAAGUCCCUGCAAGAAAAAGCUAUACAGGGGAGUGAGACAGAGACAUUGGGGCAAAUGGGUUGCUGAGAUUAGACUACCCCAGAACAGAAUGAGAGUCUGGUUGGGUACUUAUGAGACGGCAGAAGCCGCGGCUUAUGCUUAUGAUCGUGCCGCUUAUAAGCUUCGUGGCGAAUAUGCACGCUUGAAUUUCCCAAAUCUUAAGGAUCCAAGUAAGUUAGGAUUCGGAGAUUGUGCUAGAUUGAAUGCUUUGAAGAGCUCAGUUGAUGCGAAAAUUCAAGCAAUUUGUCAAAAGGUGAAAAGAGAGAAAGCUAAAAAGAAUGCAAAGAAAAGCACAGGUGGUGGCGGUGGUGAUGGUAGCAGUUCUAGUAGUAAAAUUGAGAAAAAAAUGAAGGUGGACUCAUCAUCGUCUUCGUCAUCGUUAUCGGUGCCACUGUCACCAUUGGUUUUUGGUGAUAGUUGGGGCAGUGAAUUGUUAUCACCUGCAGUUUCUGAAGAUGGGUUUUGGAGGUGUGAGAAUUCACCUUCCUCUGUUUCGACAGAGUGUCCAAUGGCAAUGGCACUGGCAGAGGAAUCAGAUUUAGAAGGCUGUUCACUGGCAAAGAUGCCUUCGUUUGAUCCCGACUUGAUCUGGGAAGUUCUUGCUGAUCAGAGGACUAUGUGUUUCGGACGCUGAAUUGUCAAAAUGCUUGCAAGUUUUGGAGGAAUUUUCUUUGAAUGUGAGGCAGGAUUUUUAAGUGUAUAUGGUGGUGAUGAGGUCCGUAGUCUGUAGGCAGAUGCUUUAAUUUCCUAGUUUCUUAUUCCAAUCUAAUGUCGAUUUGUGAGGGUUUUUUCUAGCUUAGUUAGGGGCCAUUAGGUUAUGUUUUAGCCUUCUGCUUUUUGUUUGAAGGCUUUAAGAAUUAUCUUUGAGCUAGUUACCCUCCUACACAGAGUGAUGUAAGAUUAUACUGUACGUGGUCACUUGUUAGUUAAAUCUAUUUCUAUGUUAUUUCUGUAAUAAAAGUCUUAAUAGUUUUUGUAUUAA